CGACGGACCUGGUGUCCUCGCCAACGUGUCCCGGCUGGGUUGGGUGGGGAGUCCUGCCGGCAAGGCAGUAGGAUGUUCCCAUCCCGGCGCAAGUCUACUAUGUAUCGCCGCGGGUCCUGUCGGCUGUUUGGUAUCCUACCCCGGAAAUUUUCUCUCUUUCAACUCUUUUUUGUUGCACUGUUGCUGGGUUUUCUCUCCCUGUUGUGGCUGCAGCUCAGUUGUUCAGGGGAUGUGACUAGAAAUCAAAGAGCUGCAGCUACACUGCCUCAGAAACCCUGCACAUUUGAGCCUCUACCUCAGCUUCCUGAUGACCCAUCAUGGGGACCCCACCGUCUAGCAGUGUUGGUGCCUUUCCGGGAGCGCUUUGAAGAGCUGCUGGCUUUUGUGCCUCACAUGCAUCGUUUCCUCAGCAGGAAGAAAAUUCGCCAUCAUAUCUUCAUACUCAACCAGGUGGAUCAUUACAGGUUUAACAGAGCAUCUCUGAUCAACGUGGGCUUCCUUGAAAGUGGCAAUGACACGGAUUACAUUGCCAUGCAUGAUGUGGACUUGUUACCUCUCAAUGAGGAAUUGGACUACGGCUUCCCAGCUGCAGGCCCUUUCCACGUGGCAUCGCCAGAGCUGCACCCUCUCUACCACUAUAAUACCUACGUAGGUGGCAUCUUGCUGCUCACCAAGCAGCACUAUCGAAUGUGUAAUGGAAUGUCAAACCGCUUCUGGGGCUGGGGCCGUGAGGAUGAUGAGUUUUAUCGCCGCAUCAGAGGGGCUGGACUUCAGCUGUUCCGGCCAUCAGGAAUUAAAAGUGGAUAUAAGACAUUCCAGCAUCUUCAUGACCCAGCUUGGCGCAAGAGAGACCAGAAGCGCAUUGCUUCCCAAAAGCAGGAGCAGUUCAAGGUGGAUCGUCAUGGAGGCUUAACCAACCUCCAAUACAGAGUGGAGUCACGAACUCGGUUGACUGUGGCAGAAUCUCCCUGCACAAUCCUCAACAUCUUCCUAGAAUGCGACACUAGUGAGACUCCCUGGUGCACGUUUGGCUGAGCCGACUCCUGCAUAGACUCUUGCAUUGCUGCAGCAGCUGGUUACCAGAAUUGUGUCUGGACUCUCCAAAGGCAGAUCCUUCUGCAGGAGCCAGCAACAGGGCAUGGAUGCCUGUGGGUCCAAUGGUUGCAACAAAAGGUCCGAGGAUCCACAUCAGUUGACAGGUCAGAUGCAGAGCAUGGCCUCCGUGUGGAUGCAGGCAAAGUGGCAGUGAAUGCAGAGACACUGGCAAGAUUAAAUGGGCUGAGCGCCUGUUCAGAAGGAUGUUGACUUGGCAACCUACACCUCAACAUAUGGAAGAAAAUCUGAGACUAAGAGGCAGGUCAGUGACUGAAUCAUCCUGCCUAUAUCAGCCAGUACUCCAACACUAUGUGAUAACAAGGCAGUGGGACCUAUAGACUUGUUGCCCAGGCUGUUGCUUAAAGGACUUUACAGAAUCACUAUCAGGUAAACUUAUUGGAAGUUUGCUGCUCUCCUAUUUCAAAAUAUGUAUAGAGACUUGCUGUGAAGCUCUUGUGCACCCCAUCUCUUCUUAUGAGGUCUCCUCCUAAGUGGACACUUGUGCUCUGGCUCAGAGAGCAUUGUCACUAACCACCAGACCUAAACCCAUUAUGGUAAAGGGUCUUGUUAUUGGGGUCUUUGGGACUGUGAAAGCUGUUGGCUUGCUUCAAUAAAGCCAUUAAGGCGAGUGCCUCAUGAAAGGAAAUCGUGUGUGUGUGUGUGUGUGUGCACGCACACACAUAGGCAUUGCUGUAAGUAGUACAGUGGUACCUCUGGUUACGAACUUAAUUCUUUACGGGGGUCUGUUCUUAAGCCAAAACCACUCAUAAAAUGAGGUGUGCUUUCGCUAAUGGCGCCUCCCACUGCUGCCGCGUGACUUCCGCUCACAUCCCGGGGCAAAGUUCGCAACUGGAAGCAUCUACUUCCGGGUUAGCGGAGCUCGUAACCCGAAGCGUUUGCAAGGAGGGCGCUACGUAGCACGAGGUUCCACUGUAUCUGGCAUUUUGAUUUGCACCUUCUCACUUUUCUGGCCCAUUAAACUUUCUAAUCCAGAACCCUCAUCCAAACCCAUUCUUCAGAUCCCUGAAGGCACGCCUUAAAAUUAAAAAAACUAGCCACACAAGUAAAGAGAUAUAUUGUCUGAAUAUGAUGCAUUUGUACAAUAUGACUAUUCCAAUAAAUCUCCUUCACCAAGAGAACAAGAGACGGACCCCCAGCAUCAGGGAACCAGGCCAAAACACCUGCGAAAGAACUGAUAGCUCCUACUCAGGUGCAUGCGGCAUCUGUGGAAGUGCCUGGUCACAGAGCUGGCUGUAGCAGUGCUGGCUGUCUGCUGGAGGCUCACUGUCGACAGGUGAAGGGUCUGUGCUCGUGGAGGGAUGUCACUGGGCCCUGCAACAUGGAGAGGUGGGAGAGAUGUUUGCCAAGCCUCCAUAGAAAUGCCUGCCGCCUCCAGGUUCCUCUCCUCUUUCAGAGGCUUAGAUUUUUUCUUGAGCUGUUGAGUAAAUAUGCUGCUGAACUGUUCAAGGGUACUUGGAUGCUCAGACUGACUUGAAUUGGCUGCCAGGUUCUUAGCAUCAGGG
Molecule: messenger RNA, 2618 nt
Organism: Zootoca vivipara (common lizard)
Lineage: Eukaryota; Metazoa; Chordata; Lepidosauria; Squamata; Lacertidae
Gene: B4GALT7
Product: beta-1,4-galactosyltransferase 7
Biological process (GO): proteoglycan biosynthetic process; carbohydrate metabolic process
Cellular component (GO): Golgi apparatus
Molecular function (GO): xylosylprotein 4-beta-galactosyltransferase activity
Source: RefSeq, a predicted model, not a curated record